CCCACCGUCCUUUGCCACUCGCCGGAGAUGGCGCUGCAGGCCCAGCAGCUGCCUUCCUUCUCCGUCACCUCCCCGACUCUCCGGACCCUCCGCCUUAUCUGCCCCAUCAAAUCCCCGCCGCCUUCCUCCAGAUGGUUCGUUCAUUCCAGUUCCCAAUUCGACACCCCGCGGCGGCGAAGGUACCAAGCCGCCUACCCUCCGGAUCUUUUCUUGGAAGAACAAGGAAACGAAGGCGACGACGACAGGGAGGAGUCAGUGGGAAGCUGGGGCGGACCCACCAGCCCCUUCCGAGCUCACCUCCGCUAUGGCUCCCAUAAUGAUACGGAUGGGGAGGGCGGCCGGUAUGCCUCGGAGGACGAAGAAGAGCUCCAAGAUUCCGACGAGGAUGAGACGGAAGGGAGAGAGGAGGUGGGUGAGUGGGACCCGCCUGUCAGCCCCUUCCGAGCGCAGCAGCGCGAGGAGCAGCACUACCAAGAAGAAGAGGAGGAUGAGGUCGACAAUGGAGGAGGAUGCGAGUGGUUGGACCCGACCUCCUUCUUGCCAAGCCAAGAAGGGGUGAGCGGCGUUUGCACCACCACCACGGCAGCCAUGGAGGAAAUCCUCUCCUUCGCAAGGAGCCUGGCGGCGGCGGGUCACUCAGCUUUCACCGAGUUCUUGGCCGGUUACAACCAUGGGGACCUCAACGAGGAGGUUUGCGUGGAAUUAUUGAGGAGGAUGUCUGAAGAGGGACUGGACUGUGCACACCUGUUCCAGUGGUUGCGGGAGAAGCAGCCGGUGCCGGUGUCACCGCAGGUAUGGUUGGCAGGUAUUGUUGCGCUUGGGCGGUGCCGGAUGGCUGAUGAGGUCUUGGAGAUUGUGGCAAGAUUACCUUCUGAGAGGGAGUUCCGCGAGGCAGUUGUUUACAAUGCCGCGAUAUCUGCUGUUGCCUACUGUGAGAGAUAUGAUGGUGCCUGGGAAAUUUUUGAGCUUAUGGAAAAGAACAAUGUCCAACCUGAUCACAGGACAUCUUCAAUGAUGCUUAAUAUUAUGAAGAAGACCAGGGCAUCUGCCAAGGAUGCAUGGGAGUUUUUGCAACGGAUGAACAGAAAAGGAGUAAACUGGAGCUUGGAUGUUGGUGUUGCUUUGAUAAAUAUCUUUUGUUGUGAGGGACUCAAAAAGGAAGCUUUAAUCAUCCAGUCAGAAAUGGAGAAGAGAGGAAUUGCAUCAAAUACAAGGAUAUAUGACACGUUAAUGAAAGCAUACUGCAAAUCUAACCAAAUUGAAGAAGCUGAGGGGCUCUUUGUUGAGAUGAAAGAAAAAGGUUUGCAACCAACAAAAGCAACUUAUAAUAUCCUUAUGGAUGCUUACAGUAGAAGAUUGCAGCCAGAAGUUGUUGAAUCGUUACUUCUGGAGAUGCAAGAUUUAAGUAUAAGACCAAGUCCUGAAUCAUACAAUUGUCUCAUAAGCGCCUACGGGCGCCAGAAGAAAAGGAGUAAAGAGGCUGAAGAUGCUUUCUUGAGGAUGAAGACAGAUGGCAUUAAGCCAUUAUCUUCUUCAUACACUGCACUACUUUGUGCAUAUGCAGUUAAUGGACUGCAUGCAAAAGCUCAUAGCAUAUAUGUAGAUAUGAAAAGAGAAGGACUUAAACCUACCUUAGAAACAUAUACAGCUUUACUUGACACUCUUAGGGGAGCUGGUGACACAGAGAAGCUAAUGGAGACAUGGAAAACUAUGAUCGAUGAGAAGAUUGGAGCAACAAGAGUCAUAUUCCACAUGGUACUUGAUUGUUUAGCAAAACAUGGGUUGUACCUUCAGGCAAGAGAUGCUAUAUAUGAAUUUGGAAAGAUUGGUUUAAAGCCUACUGUCAUGACAUAUAACAUUUUGAUGAAUGCUUAUGGAAGGGGCGGACAGCAUUACAAAUUGCCCCUACUCCUGAAAGAGAUGGCUGCUCUGGAACUAAAACCAGACUCCAUUACAUAUUGUACAAUGAUAUACGCAUAUGCCCGUGUUCGUGACUUUUCAAGGGCAUUCUAUUACCACAAGCAGAUGGUUCGAAGUGGGCAAGUACCUGAUCCUAGAUCAUACAGAAAGCUGUUGAAUACUUUGGAUGUGAAGGCUGCAAGAAAGAAUAUAAAGGAUAAGAGUGCCAUACAGGGAAUCAUAAAAGGCAAGUCUGGCUUAAAACCCAGAAAGGAAAAGAAAGACGAGUUUUGGAAGAACAGAAGAAAGCGGUCUAUGCUGAACCCAACUUAUGGGCACCAAAGAAAAAGAUUUUUGUGAAUUUAUCUUCAGUGUACAUUUGAUUGUGUUCAAGAUUUACUUGAAAUCUUAAGCUGGAGACUGGGUUAUAGAAUCAUUUUCCUUUUCUGUUUUCAGUAACCUGAGUCAACUCAAAGGGUUUGCUUUUGAACAUGAUUGGCCUUGAAAACCAUUCAGGUAAAUGAACAGCAUCUGUUUGUUAUUUUUAUCAUGAAAAAGCUACAUUUCUAGACUUGAUGAUUGGUCAUUUGGUACCAAAAAUAUUGUGAAAUGACACUUAAAAAAGCGAUAUCAUUGUAAUUUUAUCAAAUGGUGAAUGGCAUUGACCUGAACAGUUGAGUCUUGUAGUCUCCUUUUGUCGCUGUUAUCAAUCUUAUACAAUGCUAUUUUUUGACUAAUUACUCCCCUGGUUCCAUGUUAUUUGAUGUUUUAGGAGUUGAAAAUUGUUGCUUUUUAUUCGAUUUUAAGGAUUUCAAGAAGAGCUAUUGCUCAUAAGUUUGCCACUCCAUAUUUCACAAAAUUUCAAAUAGUUAAAAAGGUUCAAGCAUCAAAGGUAUCAGUGUCACUCAGAUGGCAAGAUCUCAAACAGUUAAGACACAGCAGGAAAGCUGAUACAAGUUGGCAUGAUAUGAAGCAAUUGAAAGGACCAUCAAAUGCCAUCAGGGCUUUAAGAAUUACAGAAAGCUGUUCCGGAGAUCUGAACUACACAGACGAGUUAAGUACUCAGUAUUAGCUGAGUGGGAAGUCAUUCCUAAACCCAGCUAAUGGAAGAAAGAACCCAAUUCUACGAGACUCCAUGCAUGCAUAACAGGAAGGCAAAGGAAGGUAUACUCCACUUUUGAGGGUCAAGGAAAGAUGCCAUGUUGCACAUUGAUCUGUGGAUGUUCUGCGCACAAUUAUACUUUGGGGAUGGUAGUAAUGCACCACGCUCACACCUGCUCGUGGUUCUUCUGGUAAGAAAUUUUGAGAAUUUUCCAUCUUUCAGUUCAUGCAUCGCUGCCGCUUCUGUGAUGCAAUUGUACAAGUUGUCAUUCCGUGCAUCCAGAGUUCCAGACCCCACCAACACCUUCCUCACUAUGGAUUUUGCUGGAAGAGAGGAAUGAGCAACUCUAAUCUCUAUUCCAGGGACAGCUGUGAACAUAUACAAAGAAGCACUACAUCUAACACACUUCAUGGGAAUGUACUCUAUAAAUCCUUACAUUUCACUCGCACGAUUGUAUACAUGCUUCCUACAAUAAAGGCAUGCUGUACUUGCGUCUUGAACCUGUCUUUCAAGGUGUUGUUUCUUUUUCAAACUUGAUUGUUUUUCUUUUCCUUUAUUUUGUAGAUAUCACCGACAGUUGAGCUGUCAAGGAAACUCCUUUGAUUCCAGCUGUCAAGCAAACUCUGCAGUGCCAUCAGAAACGCUGUACACUAGAGUAUUUCUGUUGCUCUAUGAAGUCUGAAACCAAUGUACUGGUGCUCUUAGCUCCAGGAGCAAUUCCAGUUUUACAAGUGACAUUCCUAGGUAGCGGACUUGCAUUUUUUUUUCGUUUCAACAAGAGGAAGUAGCAGAAUUUGCAUUCAGACUGUAGAUUUUGCUUGUCUUUGAUUUGUAAACAUCCUCUCCAUAACAUUACAUCAGCACCUAUCAAGCUAGAAUCACAUUGCAGUUCCAAUGUAUGAUAAAGCCCCUGAAAAUUGUGAGAUGGUA
This is a messenger RNA of Setaria italica (foxtail millet), 3931 nucleotides long. RefSeq names its product pentatricopeptide repeat-containing protein At5g50280, chloroplastic. The coding region runs from base 28 to 2259 and encodes 743 amino acids. Gene Ontology annotation, molecular function: protein binding. Lineage: Eukaryota; Viridiplantae; Streptophyta; Magnoliopsida; Poales; Poaceae. The record is from RefSeq and is a predicted model, not a curated record. The transcript is spliced from 2 exons.